AUGUUGUCAAUCGGUAAUAUCACGGACAGCGAUGAUAUAUACACAUCGUAUGGGAUCGGCCUUUCUUUAUACGACGGGAGGAGUAAUUUCGUUGAAAGUGAUUUAAUUAAAAGUAUACUAACUUUGGUUCUCGGUACAUCUAUGGUGUUUAGUUUAGUUGGGAAUUUGUGCACUUGUGCUGUCAUCGCAAGAGAUAAAACCAUGCGGACUCCAACUAAUUGUUAUCUCCUGAAUCUUGCUAUCUCUGAUCUCAUGAUAACUGUGUUUGUUCCAGUUGAAUUGUAUAUAAUUUGGGUUCCAGAUUAUUAUCCUCUUGGCGAAGAAGGUUGCAGGAUACAUUUUCUUCUUUGGGACCUUCUAAGUAACUGUAGCGUUCUAACGAUUCUUGCUUUCACAAUAGAAAGAUACCUCGUUAUCUCGAAACCUUUUCUACGACAGAGACUACUCUUGACUUCGCGUAUUUCUAAAAUACUAACAUUGACCUGGGUUGUAUCUUGUAUUUUCUCAUUUCCAAGUGUGUACUCCAUUUAUUUCAUAGAAAGAAAACAAAACGUGUAUUGUGUCUUUACCGUGUCCGAGAGAGAAAAAGUUAUUUACGUGGCGGUAGAGUUGUUGGUGUUCUUCUUUUUCCCAAUGACAGUUAUAUUCGUACUGUUUAUUAUGAUAGUUCACAAAUUAAAAACUACAGAACCCAAAUCCAGAGCGAACCCAGCUAUAAGUCAUCACAAUAGAAAUAAAGCGGUGAAAAUGUUGGCUGCAGUGGCUGCCUCGUUUUUCAUCUGCUGGUCGCCGUACGCAGUACUUCGUAUGAUGCUUGUCAUACCCAAUUUAACUUAUGAGGAAUAUGGCGAUGAUCUACUCAAAGGAAGAAAAGUACGAAGAAUGACCCUAACGAAAAAAACUGAAAUACAUUCAAAUGUCUAA
Danaus chrysippus (African queen) is the source of this 924-nucleotide messenger RNA. The record is from the annotation of a GenBank genome assembly. Lineage: Eukaryota; Metazoa; Arthropoda; Insecta; Lepidoptera; Nymphalidae.